Papaver somniferum (opium poppy) is the source of this 900-nucleotide messenger RNA. RefSeq lists its product as uncharacterized. The record is from RefSeq and is a predicted model, not a curated record. NCBI's taxonomy places the organism in Eukaryota, Viridiplantae, Streptophyta, Magnoliopsida, Ranunculales, Papaveraceae. The transcript has 3 exons. Bases 1 to 900 code for a protein of 299 amino acids.
AUGGGUGGUGUUAAAGCUGUUAGGAUUGCUCUCGAUAAGUACAAGAUGGCUACUGGUCACAAGAUUGUUAUUCUUAAAAAUGACACAACUCGUUUUACUGCAAAAUGCGAAGAAGAUGGUUGUGCUUGGAGGAUUCACUUUGGGCCUGUGAAUGGUGAUACUUCUCGGUUCGUGCUGAAAGAUUCUAACGCUCACAUGUGUACAUUUGGGUGCACUGUACUUGUUGUACUCUUAAAAUACAUGUUCUUGCUUGGGAAAGAAACUGUAUUUGAAGAACAGUAUGGCGAUGAUGAGAAGUCGUAUAGUGAUUUUACUUGGUAUGUCAAAGCAAUUGAAGAAACUAAUCCCGAUAGCUAUGUGAGGUUUGAAGUUGAGGAUGGAACCAAUAGAUUUCAGAGGAUAUUCGUUUGUUACGGUGCUUGCAAGCAUAGGUAUAGGUAUCUCAGGCCCAUGAUUUACUUGGACGAUAUUUUCCUUACUGGUAGAUACAGGGGUACUCUGAUGGCUGCAACAUGUAUCGACGGAAACAAUGAGUUUUACCCAUUUGAUUUUGCUAUUGUUUCUUCUGAAAACAAAGAUAAUUGGUUUUUGUUUCUGAAGAAUCUUCAAAAACUUGUCGAUGGUCGUCCGAUUGUUUUCCUUAGUGAUCGUGGAGAAGGAUUUUUGCAGGACAUUCCAAAAUAUUUUCCUAAUUCACAUCACAGCUAUUGCUUUUACCACAUCAAAUGCAAUCUCCCCAUUGGAUCAGGUGAUGCGAAUUCGAAGCACGUUCUUGAUUUGUUUUACAAAGCUGCGUACUCUUACACACCAGUGAACUUUGAAGAAGCUUUGCGGGGCAUGCAUGCAAUUGGAUGUGGGCAUGUUGCUAACUAUAUCAAGAUUAUUCCAAAGGAGAAAUGA